Molecule: messenger RNA, 854 nt
Organism: Cataglyphis hispanica
Lineage: Eukaryota; Metazoa; Arthropoda; Insecta; Hymenoptera; Formicidae
Gene: Aprt
Product: adenine phosphoribosyltransferase
Exons: 4
Coding region: 306-839 (177 amino acids)
Biological process (GO): adenine salvage; AMP salvage
Cellular component (GO): cytoplasm
Molecular function (GO): adenine binding; adenine phosphoribosyltransferase activity; AMP binding
Source: RefSeq, a predicted model, not a curated record
UUGAGUGGAGAAAAUCGCUCAGUAGCAAACGUGAUUUUUAUUUUUAGAAUUAAUAACUUAUCAAAUGUUGACAAGACGAUAACUAAACGAUUUCUCUGCUGAACGCGGCCAUUUCAGACAUAUAUCUUAUCAAACUGAUAAUCGAAUUGACUGAUCAAAUUUUACGUAUAUAAUUAAUAAAUUCUAAAUUUUAAUAGAGAAUCAAUAUCUAACAUUAUCAAUUAAUUAUUUCGACACAUUCCAUAUCAUUAGUAAGUUUAUUAUAAAAGUAAAUUUAUUAUAAAAGUACAAUUAUACACAUCACGAUGGAUAAGAAUGAUAAAUUGCACAUACUGAGAAAUGCUAUAAAAAGUUAUCCUGAUUUUCCUGAGCCUGGAAUCAUUUUCCGGGACAUAUUUUCUGUGUUCCAAAAUAUCACAGCAUUAAGGGCAAUGAAGGAUUUAAUCGUGGAGCAUAUUUUAUUCCUCGAAAUCGAUAUAGUUGUAGGACUGGACUCACGUGGUUUUCUAUUUGGUCCUAUGAUCUGUAUGGAAUUGGGCAAACCAUUUUUGCCUAUUAGAAAACAAGGGAAACUUCCAGGCAGGGUUACUCAACAGAAAUAUGAAUUAGAGUAUGGUGAAGCCACAUUUGAAUUGCAAACAGAGUUUAUUAAUUCGGGACACAGAGUGCUUAUUGUUGAUGAUUUGCUGGCAACUGGAGGUACCAUGGCUGCUGCUGUGCAUUUAAUACAAUCAGCAGGAGCUGAUGUAGUUGAAUGCUUGGUGAUAAUGGAAUUGACUUCAUUAAAAGGCCGAGAUAAAAUUGGAGUUCCUGUUUAUUCUUUUGUAAAAUACGAUUAACAAAUGAUUUUUGCA